UGCAUAGCUCAUUGAAUUAUCGAAACAUCGAUCGGUGUAUUAGGCCUAUGACCUCGGAAACAAAACGUCCUACUUGGCUUUAAUAUUCAAUGAGUCGACUUCUUUUUAUAGAUCGGGUUUUCCCGUUGUCAGGCUGUCAGCUGAGUUUGAAUAAUGACAUCUGAUCAAUGACAGGAGAAUUGAAUUAAAUCGACAGGAUGAGUCAAUAAAUGUUACACAAGUUCAGUACUUAUAUCUUUGAUUUUCAGUUUGAGUGGCUUCCCAGACAAAGUUGGACUGACCCGACCAUUCCGUCAUCUUGAGAACCCAAAAGAACAGACAUAAAUCACCUGGUCAGUUUGAUAUCAUUUCUUCAACAUCGUAGAUUUCUGGUUGGUCAAACGUGACGAUAUGGAUGAAAGUUUAUGUGAUCCUGAUGUCUGCAGUGACGAGCUCAACAAACAUCGGAAUGUAUUCUUUGAGAUAACCAAAGCUAUGGGGACAGACGCUUUGGACAAGUUACUGGUCUCUUUGGUGAUGGACGGGGUAGACAUUGAUCCAACUGAUGAAAGCGGAGUAACACCUCUUAUGUCCGCAGCUAAAAGUGGGGAUAUGACGUCACUGAGAAGUCUCGUUUCUCAUGGAGCAGACGUGAACGCAAAAGAUGGCGACAACUUUACGGGGAUUAUGCUUGCUGCGGACUGUGGGCAUAUAGAAGUUAUUGAGAUUCUAGUUGAAGCAGGAGCAAUUCUCAACUGUGUGAAUCACCUGCACGAAAGUUCCCUAUUGAGAGCUGCCAGAGAGGGCAACGUAACCGUGGUCGACUGUCUUAUCGCACUGGGCUCUUGUGUUGAUAUGAUAGAUGACAAUGGAGAUACGGCCCUUAUCUGUGCUAGUCGGCAUGGACACGAGGAGAUCAUUCGCAGUUUGCUUCGUAGUGGGUGUGAUGUCAACGUCAUGAAUGCCGAAGCAGAAACUGCUCUAACGGUCGCUCACUCUGAGGGGCAUGACAUUGUCGUCGACGUUUUGCUCGGUGGUAAGCCAGACAUGAACAAGACGAAUGGAGCUCUGAGCACACUAUUACACCUGUCUGUUCGGAGGGGACGUGUGGACCUGGUGAAACUCCUUCUAGACAACGGAGCUGCCAUGAAUCAAUUCAACAUGCACAGAUUUACGCCUCUUCAAAGUGCUGUCCAAAGGAACCAUGUUGAUAUUGUGACGAUACUCUUAAAACAUGGAGCUGACACGGAAAUAACAAAUAUUUAUGGGGACAACGCCUUGAUCAUUGCUUCCAGACUUGACGAUGACGAGAUUCUAAAAUGCCUUUUAGAUUCUGGUGCAGACAUAGAGGCCCGUGACUUCUGCCGAAAUACAGCUCUCAUUCAUGCUGCGUAUCACAACAAGAAACAUAAUAUCGCCACUCUUCUCCGAUGUGGCGCAACAGUAGACGCUGUUAAUUCAGAUGGAGACACAGCUCUCAUGUGCGCAUGUCAAGGAAGCGAGGCUAACGAAGAAACCGUUCGUCUGCUGUUAGACAAUGACGUAAACCUUGAAAUUACAAACAAAGCUGGAAACACGGCUUUGAUUGAAGCCAUCUUGCACCACAAAACUGAGACUGUCAAACUUCUCGCGGGGUGGGGCGCCGUGGUGGACGUCACAGCAUCUGCUAGCAGGCGUCGCGAGAAACACGCCACCCCUUCAUCUAGUCGCAAUCUUAGACGCAAGAAGGAGACAGCCCUCAUGCUAGCCGUAGCUGUUGGAACUUCUGACGUGGUGUCAACGCUUCUGGACUUCGGUGCAGACGUGGACGGGGUGGACAGAGACGGAAGCACCGCUCUGAUGACUGCAGCAAGGGGAAACAACACUGCCUCCCUGCAGCUACUGCUGGACUGGGGUGCCGAGGUGAAUCAGUUCAACUGUGAGGGUUUCACCGCCCUCAUGUCUGCCGCUCUGUCCGAGGGUGCUGACUGCGUCAAGCUGCUGCUGCAGCACGGAGCGGAAGUGAACAGUACCUGUCUGGGCGUGCCCGGGAAGACAGCUCUGAGGGCUGCCGUCAAGAGUUGCAACGAAGACGCCACCCGCAUUUUGAUGGAAUCUGGGGCAACAGUUUUCCACGAACUUCACAUGUCGAUAGCUUCUCGGAAGAGAAACAUGAUUCCUGUUUUGAUUUCGAACGGGGCUUUGCCAAUUAUGAGAUCCACUCGCGGGUUGUUCCCCCUGGGUACUCUUCCUCGGCACGAAAUGUUGUCUCCUUUCAGUCUCGCUUUGGUCAUGGGUGAAAUCGACAUUGUGAAAUAUCUUAGACUCAACUGGUUCUUCAAUGAUUUCGACUUGCACGGCUUCCCCAAAAUACGGAGGUUUCGUCGCUACCUGAGAACUCAUGACAUGACGACAAGCCUUGGUAUGAUUGACACUUUUUACGCCUCCCCUCUACCCCUAGUCCAGCUCAGUUUUGUGAAAAUAUCCACCAUCUUGGGAUUUGAAUCAGACCGUAAAAAACAAGUGCAAUCUCUUGACUUGCCACCUGUCUUCAAACGAAGGCUUUUGUUUAAAGAUCAAACUGUUCAUGUUCCACUAGAAGAAUGGAAAGAUUUACCUUUUGCGUGAAUGUGUCCAUGUCCAAAUUUCAUAAAAUAGAUAUUGUUGAUGCAAGCUAGAAGUGCUAUUUAAAAAGAGGCAGUGAGCUAUUUAAGAGGCAGGGCUUCUUAUUUAUAACCCGUCUCUGGUAGGAGGAAGGAGAAGAGCCAUUAAACCUCUUCGGGCUUCACUAAACUAAUGUUAAAGUUCAGGGUCGUCUGCUCCGUUACCAGCACAACGCUAGCUGAACUAACAGCUUUUCUAAAAGAUAUGUCCUUCAUCUCAGCCCAACCUUCACACUGGGGACAAAGGAAACAGGGUAAAAGUAAAGUA
Molecule: messenger RNA, 2889 nt
Organism: Aplysia californica (California sea hare)
Lineage: Eukaryota; Metazoa; Mollusca; Gastropoda; Aplysiida; Aplysiidae
Product: ankyrin-3
Exons: 2
Coding region: 391-2586 (731 amino acids)
Molecular function (GO): protein binding
Source: RefSeq, a predicted model, not a curated record